AUGAAGGGAACAACUACUCUACUCAUCUUAGCCACCUUUUCUCACCUUUCCCUUGUAAGCUAUUCCCGAGAGGGCGACCUGAUAACGAGCAUUUGCUCCGAAGGACCGCCCCUAAACAAGACCUCGUGCGAAUGCACCAUAAGCUUGGCCAACUGCGGAAACCAUAACGACACCUCGAAAGCCGCCUUUACAUGCAUGGGCCGUUUCGCGAAUAAAGCGGCCAUAAACGCCACCACACACUUAUGGGUUGUCGCCAAGAAUCUCACCAAUGCCAAGCUGGCCAAGUUUUGUGUGGGCCACGUCAAUGAUGCCAUUGACCAGCUUAAGGGUUGCGCCAAGCUUUGGAAAACGAACAAGUCGUCUGACAUUGAUAUCAUCAACUCCAAGGGCUCGACUGCUGAGACGUAUAUCGACAACUGUAUAGAUGAUUACAGUGACUUGGGCCAAAGCAUACCAGAGGUUUUGCAGAAUUCCACGGGCAAAGCAAAGGAUCUCAUCAACAUCAUGCUCGCCAUCACCAACAAGAUCUAA
This is a messenger RNA of Striga hermonthica, 531 nucleotides long. NCBI's taxonomy places the organism in Eukaryota, Viridiplantae, Streptophyta, Magnoliopsida, Lamiales, Orobanchaceae. The record is from the annotation of a GenBank genome assembly.